UGAAAGAUAUCAAAUUCGCCAAAACCGAAAAAAUCUCAAAAUAUUUUUUUUUUAAUUUUUUUUCCUACCACACUACUUUACAAUUCUACACUGCGACUUGUCGAAAUUAUACGCGUCUGCAUAAUUUCGUUUAAUGUCGGCAGUUGAAUACGAAUUUAAAGCAAAUUAUUCUAAUUGGAAUUGGAAACACACACAUGAAUAAAAAUAAAUUCGAUUGGCAAACAAAAAAAGUUCAACUUUUCUACAUUUUCUUCCCUCAAACAACGCUUAAAUCGCUUACCGCGUCGAGGCAAAGUGAUAAUUGAAGCAAAACUUAAACAAUUUUUAUUUUUUCCUACAACAAUAACAAUUAUUAAUUUGCUAUUAUAAUUUCUCAAAAUAGCAACAACAAGUACCAGAGGCAACACUUUUGAGUUAGAAACUGUUGAAAAAAUUAUACACUUAAAACCUCAAAGGCAAAUAGUCCGUGCAGUGCAACAAAAGCAUUGAAAAUUAAUAAUUCUUUAUGCAACAGCGAAGUGGCAUGCAACACAAAGCGCAAUUGAAUGCGCGCUGUAAAGCAAAUAAACUGUGAAAAUAAAAGCAAAACAAAAAAAAAUUAAUUACAACAAAAAAUAAAAACAACAACAACAAAUUGCAGCCGCAACAAGUGCCACAACUGUGUGGCAUGCAUGGACAUUAGAGCGCAACAAGCAGUGAGUGCAGCAAGUGCUGUGUGUGUAGUAAUAUUAGUAAUAACAAUAGCAACAACAACAAUAGUGAGCAUAACACUGCAGCAACAUUGCACUCAAUAAUUUGACCAGAAGUAAAACAACAACAAAGGCAAUAUUAAUGCAAGCAACUAAGAGUUCAGUGCAAACUAAUCACUUUGGAGUUUGUUAGCGAAGUCAGCUAGCUAUAAAAAUACAUAUUUAUAAGUUUGUGUUGUUGUGUCUAACCGAAUGCACAUAUUUCCGGCGAGAAGUGUCAUACAAUUUCGUGCAACAACCGCAAAUACCCAUGCUGCAACAUUAAUAACAGCAGAAAAGUAAUACUGACAAAAUAAAUUUCAACAAAAAUUACUAAAUCACAACAAAAAAUUACAACAACAACAAUAUAUUAAUUUAAACAAAAAUUUUGAAAAAAAAAUAUUUGAAACCAAAAUUAUAUAAGUUCACCAAAAAGUCACGCAAAGCUGAGCAGUGCAGUAAUAUUAUAUACAACAACAACAACAAAAUUUUCAACUAGCAACAUAUUUGUGCUGAGAAAAUAUCAUAAUCAUACAAAAUGUAUCUGAUACAGACUGUCCAAACAUCUUGGCGACCUCAGCUGCCGUUACCCAAAGAACUUGACGACGACGAUCACGACUCCACCGAUGAGCAAAGUGGCUCUGCCGUUGACGCCGCCAAUAUGGAGCGCUCCGCACAGCAGCAACGCACAACGUCACAUGCCAAUAGCCGAAAAGACAGUUCGCUAAGCGGCACUUCACAAGCUUCGGCGCAUCAAACGCCAGCGGCAAGCGCUUCGAAUAAGAAGUGGUCCUUUGGGCGUCUCUUUCGUCGCAAGAAAGAGAUCGCAUCGGAGUCGUCAUCCGAAGAAGAUCGUAAAGCUGGCUUUGUGCCACACCCACAAAGGCAGCCAUCACAGCGCGUCCCGAGCGCCAGUGGCAGUAGUGCUAAUCUCAAACCGAAAUCGAGUAAAUCGCAUAAAGUUAGUCGCAGCGGUAAAUUGAAUGGCGCCAGUUUCGAUCAUAUCGUUGUCAAUCCACAAACGGCAGGCGCACCGUUAACACCGCCACAUCCACCACCGCCCGUAGCGCAUGUAGAUCAUGAAUUCUUUUUGCCCGUGGAGACAAUUUCACCCACAGAGGCAUACUAUCAAAAUCAGCAACCGCAAUACCUACAACAUGGCGCACAACCGGCGGCAUAUACGCGUUCCGCGAACUCAUUGGAUCGACGCGCUGCCAAGGCUGCGCUUAAGACACGCUCAGCGCAGCGACUGCCGCAUGAGUCGGCACUGGGUGCGCAUUCUUCCAGUGAAGAAGAAUUGAUAUCGUUGAAUUCAUCGACUUUCUCGAAAUAUCGCAGUGAUGAGAGCAUACACAGCGGUGGACAGGGCGGCGCUAAUGCGCAGAGCAAACGUAGUCGCGCCGCGCGCAAUGAACGUUAUUACAAGCGUUUAUCACGUGAUGGCGAGCCCAGCAACGGACAAGUGCCCGUAAUGUACGCGCCACAGCCAACACAGCGCUGGAAAACGCAGCCAGUGCCGCUCUCCAUUUACAGCCCACCAGCGCAAGCGCCCAACGUCAGCGCUGCAGCUGCGGCUGCCACACCGCGUCUACGCAACACCAGCAGUCUACAGCAUGUUGCGCCCUACGUGCAGUGGGGUCAAUUGCAGCAACAGCCAAAGAAUUUACAAAACAGCGUUAAUGACAGCAAGCGCAGCAUCAGCUAUGACAGUCACAUACAUUUGCAAAAUAUUAAUGGACGUCUGCAGACGAAACCACUGCCACCACCGCCGCCACCACGGGAUCCAUUGCGGCGCGUAAAUGUUAGUGGACAAAUGCAAAAUGGCAGCUCUGGUGAUUUGCGCCCCAUUUCAUACGCCUUCGACCAGAGCGGUUUGCCGUCGUUGCCGGCCACAAAUCAGCGUAUGGGCGGUCGUUGUGUGUCGGACGAUAAAAUUUGGUCCGGACCGGCGGGACCACACUAUCAAUCGGUGCAUUCAUUGAAUACGCCAAGCGUUAGCGCACAGCAACCCAUGCAGGGCACGCCACAUCAUCGCCGCUUCAUAACGCGUGCCGAACGGGAUGCGCAUCCCGGGAAAAAAUCACUGCCGAAUGGCAUCGAAUUUCAUUAUGUUGCCGAUGCAACACCGCGCUCACGCAAACCCAUACACAUGCUCGAGCCGCAGCUCGAUGUGGCGAACAAUGACACGGGCGCCACUGGUAUUUUGCGCACCUCCAAGAGUGGAUUGCCCACCGCGACGUCCAAACAAAUGCAAGUUAAUGACUUCUGGAAACGCCUGGAUGCUGGCGCGCAACACCGCGGACGCGACACAACGCGCGCUUAUGCACAGGAGAGCAAUGUAAAGCCGCGUUCGAUUUCCAGUUCACGUGCAGGUGAAUUGCGCACUUAUCCCAUACCCGUAUACUCGGAAGUGCAAAAGCCAAAUAAGAAACCAACACAAGCAUCGCCACAACCCGGCGUGGAUGAGGUGGACAGCAUUGUGUGCGGCAGCUUGCAUAUAAAAGCCAAGCCCGACAAUACAAACGCAAAUUAUGUGGAGAUACGUAAUAAGGAUUACAAUAAGAGCAACUCAAUGCCGAACCACUAUCAGCGGCGAUCAGGUGAGAUACCGAACACACCAAAUAAAUAUGACGAAUAUGUCGCUGAGAAGCGCGAGCAACACCAUCACAAACCGAUUUUCACGCCACCAACGCCUCCACAGCGCAAACUCUCCAUACCGCCCAGUAAUGCGGCUGAAUUGCCCAUAUAUUUUCCACGCAAGAAGCCCGCCAAUUUGGAGGAGGCGAUAAAUGAACUCGAAGCGAUCUAUAAGUCACUUGGUCUAACCGAAGAGCCGGAGAAGAAGGAGCGCGUACCGACGCCAAGUGAAUUUGAGAAGUAUGCUUUGGCACAUGCACACGAAUAUGAUGACGAGGAUUCGCCUACUGGUGAACCCGAUCCGAUACGUGACGAUGUGGCCUAUCGUAACAUGCAGUUAGCGAAUUUGCAGCACAAGACCGUGGAAAAGCAGCCACCGUUCGGCAUACCUGUUGGCCCGGUUGUUGCGGCGCCGCAAAACGACUAUCUGCAUGUUACGCCCAUUGUGGAGCCCAUCAAACCGGUGAAUACGCCCGAUAUAGUUAAAGAUGAUUUGGCGGUGCGCGCGCUGCGCAAAGAUCCACCAGGCGCUAGAGAUAAAUUCAUCUAUCCGUACAGCUCAUUUCAGAAAAAGAAUCGCGCUACGCGCACACAGUCCGCCAACAUUUAUAAUCUUAUACAUCGCGAUGCCGCAAAACCAUCUGGCGGUGAUCUACACUCUUAUCUUGAAUUGACGCGCAGUCUGGAGCGCGCUGGCAGUAUGUCCGAUCUACACAAGGAUACGGGUGAAACGGCCGGAGAUGUGCCUACAACUUUAGCGCUACUGCGCAAUCUUAAAGAACAGGACCAACAACAACAGCAACAGCACUCUACCCCACAAAAGAAAAUCACAAUACCCUUCCGACAUCCGAGCCAAGGUGGCGCCAUUAGUGCGUUGCCCGAAAAGUUGCCGAGCAACAGCGUGCACAAAGAGGAAGUACACAAACCGCCAGUGCCGUUGCCGCGCAAGAGUCUUACACCCGAACCGACCGCAGCGAAUGCGCAAAUGGAAGACGCACUCAAUAAAAUCGCAAUGGAUGCACAGGAGAAGUCAGAGAAACUGACGAAAGAACUACAAGAGCUGCGCAAGGAAGCGCUCAUAACUGCCGCGCGUCCGAAAGCGGCGAGCGCUGAGGAGGAGCGACUGGAAAAGGAUUUACAGGAGAUCGAAGCGGUAUCGGAGGCUGCAAAGCGUUGCGGUAAAAUGCUUUUGGAUACACUACCGGAUGCAAAUGAGAGUACGGUACAAGCGAAACCGCGUAAACUGCACAAAGAGGGCAAACUGAUCGAGGCUAUCGAUCAGGUGUCCGAGGCGGCGAAUGCGGUAUGUGAGAAAAUACUGAAGGAUAUUGUAACCACCGAGCCGCCGGUAGUAUUACAGGAGGCAGUACAGGUGAAGAACAAGAAAGCACCCACUGAAAUGCUCGUUAUGCCCAACCUAAUCAAAAAACUGGAUCCCAUACAGUCCGAACAGAUCGAAGCGAUUGCUAAACGUUGCAUGCGUCAACUGAGCGCGCUAGCCGAUGACAAUCCGGACUAUGACAACCUCAAUCAGGAACUGAAUCAGCAGCAGCAACAGCAGCAGAGCGUCGGAGAAGCCGCCACAGCCGUUGCUUGUAACGUCGCACAUUUACACAUGGAAUCAGCGGCAAAAGUUGAUAAUCUCAUUUCUACCGUUGCAGAAGUGGCGUCAGUGCAGCCAGCUGCGGCACAGAAGCAGCACGCAGACAUUGAGGAGAUCGAUCAAAUUAUGCAAGAGUGCGAGGAGCAGAUGCGCGCCGAAAUUGUACAUACACCAUCGACCACAGCGCCAACUGCAGUGCUAUCCGAACGCACUUUGGCCGCUACACGUCCGCUAGUGGGCACAACACCGAACACACCGACCACGAAAAGCAGCAGUGGUGAUGAUCACACAACAGCGCCCAGCAUGACCACAAGCAGUUACUGCAGCAGCAGUAGCAGCAAUAAUGUUGUGGGUGGGCCAGUCAAACCGGGCGCCAGCACGACAGCCUCCUCGUUUUCCUCCUCCAGCGAUUGCCUAGCCAAAUCAUCGAGUCCCUCCGGCGGUCGACGACAAUCUUCGAGCAUUACCUCCUUUAAUCCGUACUCCUCCAGUGAUUAUAUUAAAUCACCAAGUAGUGAAUAUCAUGCACCCAGUACCGAUCCAAUAAAAACGUUCAGUAGCACCUCGUACGAUGUGAAAUCGACAACGAGCGCCACACCGAAUAUAAGCGCCACAACGAACAGCACAUUUAGCUACUCGCCAUCGCCGCCACUAAAUCUAACGCCGGUUAGUGAAACUGCCGCCAUCAUAGCCGCUGAAGCUGUGGCGAAUAGCGAACGCGCCUCAUCAGUUACGCGUCAAUCGCAAGACCGUACGCGCACGCGCUCGUUUUCGUCGCCAUCGCAAUACAACUCUUCCGAAGAGUUGGCAAUGAUUUUCGGCAUCGACGAGCAGCCUCGACGCCAACGCGCCCAACAACAAACCAAACCGAUGCAGUCAGCCACAAAUGUUUCAGAAUCCGUCGACACUAUACAUAGCCCUAAUACCAAUUACGAAAACAAAUCGUCAAAUUGUAGUCUAUCCUCCGCAUCGGUCACUGCCAAAUCGAGCUGCCAGCAAACGUCUUCAGUAUACGAUAAAAUAAAACAACAUCAACAAUUGCAACAGCAACAACAACAUCAAUCGUCUAAACAUCAGUCAAAAGAGAAACAACAACAACAACAGCCAGGAUCCAAAUCUUCCUCAUCCUCCUCAACACGCUACCACGGUGUACAUCCACAUUUUCACCAUCACACCGCACCAGCCUACUAUACCGACGUCAAUCUACACAUUCACACGCCGAAAGCCAAUGAUGUUACGUCACUAAAUGAGAAUUACCAAAGCGUCUACAAUACACCAACACAAUUGGUCAAAGAGCAUUACUUCCCCAAAACCAGCACCGCUACAGUAGUACCGCCACCAAUUGGCACGGGUGCAGCUGUUAUUGGACGUGCCAGCACUACAUCGCCAACGUUGGUGGAUAAGCGCGAUCGUGAGCGCAACAACAAAGCGCCGAUCAAUCCGAUCGACAGCAACACAAGCAGCAAAAGCGUGAAUACAGCGGCGGCACGAGCGGCUUUUUUUCGUGGCGGCUCUGCGGGCAGCAGCGGCUACAACAACAACAACAGCAACAGCGAAAGAAAAAGUCACGAACCUUUAGCGAAAUCGUCACCAGCAUUUGGGCGCCCUACCGAGACAGGUGAAUUGAACGAUAACACAUACGAGUACACGCCAUACGAACAUAACGGUGGUAGUAGUUUUGUUGUUGUUGAUAUAAAUAGCAGUAGUGAUUGUAGUAAAUAUAAUAAUAAUCAUAAUAAUGUUAAGCAAUUAGACAACAUUGAGACAGACAUAACACAACAACAACAACAACCAUACGAUAGCAUAAAUCAUAAUUACAACAACAACAAUAACAUAAUAUCCAUACCAUCCCCCACAUCACCGGCAGGCACGAAUACCACAUCGACAACAACAACAUCCGCUGGUCGCAGUCGCAAUUCGCAUCGUUUCGCUGGUAAGAGACGCGCAGUGCGCGUGCGUAGCGAAUCCCGACCGAUCAGCGCGCUCUAUGAUAUAAUAUGCAAGGAGAAGGGUCUGGACAUUGGUACCAGCACAACCAACGAAGAAGACUCGUCAGCGCCGUCAAACGAAGACGGCGCCCAUCAUAGCGCACGCAGUAACAACAAUAAAAACAACAAUAAUAAUAAUAAGAAUAAGAGUAAGAGUAGAGAGCGCAGCCAUCCGCGUAGCAGCAGCAGUCGGAAUAAUAGUCGAAAGAACAGUAAAGAUUACUCAGAGAUCUCAAAUUGCCUAACCGCAUUUGUCGCCAACUCUUUGUCCAACUAUUUGGGUGGCAAGGCAUACGAUCAGUCGAAUAUGGAUCACGCGGCCACGGCGUCCGGUGAUACAAACGCAACACAUGAUCGCGCAAAGCGUUCACACAAGGCACGCGCAUCGAGCGGCCACAAGCCAGGCACCAAGAAACGCAAAGAUGUCGGUGGUAAGACAAAAGCGAGUACACCGCGCAGCCCCAGAGAUGAAGCGCUCAACGGCGAUACAAGUGAAGAUUCGAAUGAGGCAAGGGCGCACACCACACUCUCGGCGCGCUCCAAGCAUCGCGCCGAUUGCGGUCGCCGCAUGAAUGGCACUGAGAAGGCGACCUCCCUGCCCCCACAGCUGCAUGCUUCGGCGGCGCACACCACCCUCAACUCCGCUGGCUCGCCACAAAAAUCCACAACACAUACGAAUAAUAUCGAUUCGAAUACUCAUUUGAAUGUGGGCAAAAAGUGCUCCAUUCACGGUCGCUGUCAUUUGGGUUGCGAAUGCCGCACCGCAAAUCAUCGUCCGUCUCAUUAUCCAUAUGAAUAUCAUCAAUCCUCAUUACCACCAAACCUGUCAUCCGGCACAUGUAGUAGCAUACGCUCGCCCAGCACCGCCGAUGACGAUAGUUUCGGUUACUCCCCCGAAAAGCUAUUCAUUGAACCUGUAAAUAUGAAUUUAAGUGGUAUCCCAACUAGCCCUACAAACGCUAAGAACGCCAAUAGUAGUAGCAGUGGUGUAGUGCUUGAGCAAACGUCCAGCAUACACGCGGUGCGCAAUGGUGGCAAAGAGCGCGUUAGUCGCGCACACCAACGUCGCUUGCGCGAAGAGAUGCGUCGUCAUACGGAUCUGCCGCAAUUGGACUCACUCUCGCCGUCCUCGCUUAGUAAUAUUAGUCAACUGAUGGGUUCGGCCGAAAAGGCACUGAGUGAAGACGAAGGUGUUGCGGGCGUGAAGCAACAAGAGACUCGCGCGACCAAAGCGAGAAGAUUUAUAAAUCGUCCCAGCCGUACACCGUCACGUGGUCGCAGCGCCAAUAGCGCUCACAAUUCACCACAUUCAGCACGUCGCAACACCCAACACGCCGCCAACAUCUCGACAUCCUCGUCCUCACCACCACCAACCGACUCAACGCAUGGUCAGAGCUUAACGGCGGGGCCGACAGCUGGAGACGUCUACAGUCCAAGUAAUUUUGCGCUACCACCAGUUAGCCCGAACGAUAGCACCGUUACCAUUGAGGAUGUAGGCUCGGCCUCCUCCAACGAUCACAUUGCUCACAUACAAUUAUCCCCAUUACAAAUAAUGACCAAUUCAGCAACACCAGCGACCGAGUUGCGUCCACCGGCGAAUGGCGGCAGCGGCGCACUCGAUGUGGGCGAAGCACAUCCCGCCGAUGCGGAGGUGAAUGCGGAAGCCGGCACGGCCAAUUUUGGCGUUCAGGUGGCCAUUUCAGCAGCAGAAGCUUUGCGCCAACGCAAAUACGAUGUCCAUACACAUAAAUCUCCACAUAGAAAUCCUUCCAAAACCAACACACGAACCAUUACGCCAACAAGAACAAGCAUCACGCCCACAAUUACAAGUGUCAGCGUAACGAAUAGGUCGACAACAAAUGUAAAUCAACGCGAACAACAACAACAACUACAAUACAACAAUAAAAACAGCACCUUUAGUGGCAACAAUACUAACCACAGCAAUAAUAAGAGCACUUGUGCGCCACAUAACAGUAAUAGUUGCCCCCACAACAGUUACGCCAUGCCCACUGAGACAUUUUUGCUUAAACAAAAAGCGGCAAUGCUCGUCGCAAGCAGUGACAACACAAGUGCGCCUGUUGUUGUUGUGAAAAAGAAACCGUUAUCACCGCUUCAAAUCAUCGCCAUGCCACACAAUGCAACCGUGGCGUCAUCAACGCCAAGCGUAACUGCUAAAGAGACAACGUCAACAACGCCACCAACAACAGCACAUCAGCUGAGUCAUCAACUGAAUGCGCAACAACAUCCAUCUGAUGUUGGCGCCCAACGACAACAACAACAAUUACAACCACAAAUCGUACGACGUCCAAGUCCACUUUUAGGCGCACCACCAUCACCCUUCUCUCUGGCACGUUCACCAUUGUCGCCAUGCACGUCGCCUCACUAUGUGCGUCCGACGAAAGCGUCGCGUUUGCGUGCCGCCGCCUUGGAUAAGAAAAAGUGCGAAGACGAAACAAUACAACGUCCACGCUCUCCAUGCUGUGGCUCGCCGCUUACAUCACCACGUACAGUUGCAUCACCAAAACAUCAAUCGCCACGUCUCUCGACGAGCUCAUCAUCGGACCAUCCACGUCCGACCACAGCCGACUCUGAAAGUGAAACAAAAUUGGCACAUCCCUCCGCUAUCACCAUAAAGCCACGUCUCACAUCAACCUCAUCCAAUGACUCACCAACCAGCACCAACAAGAAGCUGGUACCCUCGGUAUCAGUGUCGGUAAAACAGAAUCUCUGCGAAAUGCAAUUUAACGGUGGUCCCAAGAAGGCGAGCAGCUCGAAGUUAAAGAAGCCACGCACCACACCGACUCCUUCGCCAUCCACUGAGUGUACUGCCAAAUUCACACGCUCGGCGGGUCGCUUGUCAACUGCCGAAGAGUCGGACGCGCAUGUGUUAGCGAAGACGGCCAAACCGUUGCCGCGUCCACGUAUCUCCACUAUAAAGUCUAGUAAAUCGAAAUCGACAAAUGAUCUGAAACCGGCGAGCAGCGAUAGUUCGCCUGGCAAAACGGAGCUCAGUCCGAUUAAUGGUGCAACUCCUGUUAGUCCUUUGGAGGAUCGCGAUAAAUCAUCGAAACGAAAAUCGAAUUUGAAUCGUUCGCUCAACGAAGAGGCCACCGUGGAUAGUGUAAUCAAUCUGAAAUAUCUGCUGCUAACCGCAAAAAUAAGGAAAAAUAAGCUAUUUUUAAAUGACUCCUUGGCAGCGCGUCGUCGUCGUCGCCGUGAACUCGGCAUGGUGCGUCAACUAGUACCACCCGAUGAUCCAGUGCUACGCGAAAUGUUAUCACCACGUCAAAACAAAACCGAGAGCUCAGCCAAAAAUGUGCCAAGCAACAGAUCGCCGCAUAACGAAUUGGCCUAUCACAUGGAGAUCGCGCGUCGCGGUUGGGAUCUAGUCAAUCCGAACGUAAGCAAUCGUGCGCGCUCCGAAACGGGAAGCCCGAAAUUUGAUUUAAACACACAUGAAAGCUCAAUAAGGGAGCGACCGAGCGCCAAUCGUUUGGCACGCCGCAGUGAUACAUUGCAUCUGGGCGAAUUACGUAAGCUGCGCUCGAAUGAUGUUAAUCGGAAGGUGAAUGAGCGUACAAAAACCGAUUUGGCUGAGAUUAAGAAGAUCGCCGAACAGGCGAAUGUUGAAAUGGCCAUGAUGGCUUCUGGUAUCGCCGCAGAAUUGGCCGCGCAGGCUGUACGCGGUGGUGAGGAUUACAUUGAUAAUGAUCCGGAUGAAGGAGAUAGAGAUGAAUGUAUUGUUGAGUUGGCCACACCAGCACGUUACGGCAUACAUAGUCGUCAACAAGCGGCUAUACCGCCACCAGCACCAUCAUACACGGAGUUAGAGGUAGCCGCCGAAGCGAAGGAACGUGAUCCGUCACCAGCUAAACAUGCCACAUUCGUGGAGGAGGAGCGCAUCUACUACGAACCCGAAGCGGACGAGCAGUUGUCCAAAUCGGUCUCGAAUACCACAAUGUCUGGCGGUAUAUUGCGUCAGCGUAUAUUGAAGGCGCGUAGCAUGGAACGUGAUGCUGGUCAUGAGCCGCCAAAACUAUCGCCAAUAUUGAGGCGUAGAAGUACUGAUGAUCCCACAUAUAUACCGGUGCCGACAAGCGCCGGCGUGCACUCGACAUCACCAUCCACAUCGACACAGAACCACAUUGUUUCGAUACUCAAGAAGAAGGAUCAUAUUGCUGGCGAGUCCAGCUCGGCUUCGAGUAACGCUUCGCCUGUCACAUUUUCAGCAAAUGUAGUCGACACACCGACUUCGAAACAGAAACGCGCUGGCAUACUUAAGAAACGCUCGAGCCUGGAUGAGUCACGCUAUUACUCACGUUCGCAUUCGCCCGAUGAGCGCAGCAUACUUAUCAAAUCGGCGCGUCGCAAUUCACUAGAGGAGACAGCCGGCUUACAGCAACAGCAACAACAUGGCAUACUCAAACAAAGCAGCUAUGAGAGUAGCAAAAGUGAUGGUUGUCCCUCUGCGACAGAACCACAUCCGCAUGGUAUAUUGAAGAAGAAAGACUCUACCUCGACACCUUCAGAUGGUGGCACACAUGCGCCAAAACAUGUCUCGAUCUCACAAGCUGUGAAAAUGGCCGCGGCUGAAUUGGGUCGUGAGACGGCCGAUAGUCAACCGGUUGCCGGCGAAUACGAUGAAAGCGGCUACACACCCAGCAAUGAAGAAUACGAAAUCCGCCCAAUACUCAAGUUGGAGAGUGUAUCCAGCGAUGAUGCUAUGCGUCCACCGAAACCGAUAUUGAAAAAGAAAUCAUCUGGUGAUUCGGACGAAUACGAAAUACGUCCAAUACUAAAGACAUCACGCAAGAGUAGCCGCGAAGAGUUCGAUUUAGGCGGCUCAAUAAGUGAAGAUGGCCGUCAUUAUAGCGAACCACCACCACCGAUUGUACGUCCCAUUCUAAAGACUGACUCACCAUCGAAACGACGUUCACUGGGUGGUGAAGAGCUGGAACAAGAUGUUUUCAGCGCUGAAAAUGUCACUGGCCAAUCACCAAGUUUACUCAAACGACGUACACGCUCUUUAGAGCGUCAAGAAGCGCCAGUGGUAGAUUUGGGCGCAGCUUUGAAUGCCAUUGCUACAUCACAAGCGGCACCGUUGGAUUUUGUGUCCACGCCCAUCACAACUGGUGGCAGUAUUUCGGUGGCGGAGCGCAUAAAAAAUAUGGAAAUGUUCCUAAGCAGUAACGGUACCUCACCAGCUACACCGGCGGAUGGAAAUACUAGUUGGGAAUCGCCUUUGCAAUCGGGCGUUACGCCGAAGCUAUUCAAACCAAGCGCCAUACGACGUGACAUGUACCGCGAUCGCUACAAGACGCAGCCCAUCACGAAUGAUGAGAAAUUGCACUUUAAAGCCACCGCUUCGCCGCUUGACACCUCCACCACAUCCGCCUUCAAACCGACCAAAUCGCUGGACGCCGGUCUCAAUUACAACACAUUCGCCCAUUUGAAUGCACCAUCGGCCGCCUCUAGCGUCUCGCCGGGCAGCAGCUAUACACUGACACGUUGCUCCACACAACCGUUGCAUAGUCAGCAUUACUUCAAGGCAGCGGAAACAUCCUCAUCGUCGGAUACGCCACCACCACCACAACCACCGUUACGCGCCUCCAUUGGACGUCACAAUUCGUUAAGUGAUAGUUUCGGUAAUAGUAAUACAAACAACCACAAUAACAGCAUAAGUGAACAAUUGACCCUGUCGGUGGGUAGUGAUAGUGAUCGCAUCUUUGAAAUGUCUGGCAUUGAGGAGAAUUUAAUGCCAACUGAAGGCAAGUCGGAGGAUGCCGACACCGGUGGUGCUGGUGUUGGUCUGACGCGUAAGAAUAGUGUACGCGCUCGUGCGAAUAUGUUCCAACAGCUGCAGGAGAAGACCAGAAGCGCUGAAGGUACGUCGGCGACAGCUGGCACGGCGCUUGGUCGUGAGGAGAGAACUUCACCGCGACGAGCAUCGUCCCAGCUUUCGCCCACGUCCUCCUUGCUGCCAAUGACUGCAUCUGUAAUGAGCAGUAGCAUUUCAAGUACUAGCGGAUUACAAACGAACAAUCACGACGAACCGAAAACACCACAAAAUCCCAUUAGAACAGAUGAGGAAAUCGCUGCUGCUCAAUUGCCAUCAACCAAAUCGGCAUUCGAACCACCAAAAGGCAUACUCAAAUCAAAAUCGAUUGGUGUCGGCUUUAUGCCCAUGGACUUGAGUUCCGAAUUGAAAAAUCGGCUGAAAAGCUCCACACACGCUUCCGUCUCGAAUCUACGCAAAUCGGCCACGACGCACAACGCCAAUCGUGUGCUAGAUGAGCAAGCCAGUGGUGUAACAGCAACAACAGCCGCUGGUGCACCACAACACGACGAUGCCGUGAGUCUCGUGCGUAAUCUCUCGAAUUUGGGCCGUCCACCGACGUCGACGAGCGUUGGUGGCGGUGUGGCCGGUUUACGCGGCGACACAAUCGCUUCGACGUCGGAAGGUGAAAGUUCGGGCGGUCGUGAAAUAUCGGAAAUCAUUAAGAAUAGCGCCGUGGCACGCCGACGCAAACUGAACGAUGGCUCCAGUCUCAUUGCGAAAAGUAAAAGUCAUUCAGCGAUUGUCGCCGCUGCAGCACCACCACCACCAGGCGGCUUACCCAUUGGCAUUGGCCCACAAUUGCCACCAUUCGGCAGCGGCGGUUUCGUCAAAUUACGGCAUGUAGACAAAGCACCCGGACAACAGCAACAACAACAAGAACUGUCACAAGGUGUACCACAUACUUCAGCCGCCGCAUCAAAUCUCAGCAACUUUCCCAACGCACAAAGCUUACAGAACUUACAAGAACAAGAACAGGGUGAGGCCGCGCAGUCGCAUAAUCCCACAGCUUUGCCGUCAUUCUUACAAGGCGGUCUUCGACGCAGCUUAACACAGGUCAUGGGUCCUGAUCAACGCACAAUUACAGUUGGUUGUAAGACAGGUUCGAUCGCUGAUCGGCUUGCGGCCCUGCAAAAGAGCGGGGAGGAUGAUUGGAAGAAGAGAAUCUCACGACGUGACGAAGUCGAUGAAAUACGACGAGAGAAUCUAGUAAAUGAAUCACUUUCAUUGGCACACUCACUAUCCGACAAACCACUGCCACAUUCACCGCUCAUACCAAAUUGCUUGGAGGGUGGCAAGGUUUCAGAUCGUUUAGGCAAAUUGAAAACAUCUUCGGAGAAGUGGAAGGAUCGUAUUGAACAAUCCGAUGCAUCAAAAUUCACAGUCGCUGGACGUUUGCAGAAGAAAGCACAAUCACCGAUCGAGCUGCAAUUUGAGCGCGAACAAAAUGCCGAACCGAAAAAGUGUCCCAUGCAUGUGGUGCGCAGCGCCAAUCAACCACAACUUGGACUCGCCAAGAGUCCAUCGAUGAUGGUAACAACAACCACUACAAAUGGUGGCACCAAUGGUGGCACCAACGGCCAUAAUAAUUACCUGCAGCGCAGCUUGAGCGUAACAGCCGAACGCCCGAAUAGCGAGUCGGCAAAUUCUAGCUCUGACUCCGAUUCGGAUGGACGUUGCAAUGAGAAGGAGACGAAGAAUAAGGCAAACACGAUAAGUGCCGCCGCAGAUCGUGCAGCGCUCGGUACACGCGUUGCCGUGCCAAAACCGGACGACGAAGAGACAUUCGAGAAAUUCUUUGCAUCAAAGAAGCAAGCGCCCAUACAGAGCACCGUUAUUAGUGAGGACGCCGAAGUGAACGACUUCGAUUUUGACAGCAUUAAGACGACACAGCGUUUGGUUACAAAACGUACCAUACAAGGUCCGAAGGGUAGACGAGCAGCACGCAACCCACUCAAGAGUUUAGCCGAACGCAGUGAUAUUACAUCCGAGUAUACCGAGGUUAAGUCUGGUGUGGCUGAACGUGAAAUGCGGCGCUUGAAACUCGAGUCAUAUGGUCAUCGUAGCAGUAAUUUGGCGGCCGAGGCCAUCGCAGGUCUCGCAUCAGUCGAAGAUUUCAAGUCGGUUGCACUAAAAUCCUCUUCGCUGCCGCUUAACCAAAUGUGGGUACCCUAUAAGAAGCUCAUGCUGCUGCAUGUUAAGGGUCGUACACAUGUGCAGACGCGUUUGGUUGAACCCACAUAUAAGUCCGUGAAUCGCGGUGAUUGUUUCAUACUCGUGCAUGGCGAGCAUUUGUAUCGUUAUGUCGGCUCGUACGCCAAUGUCAUCGAGAUUGCGCGCAGCAAGAAGAUUUGCGCUUAUAUAGUCGAGAAUAAAGAUCUCGGUUGCACCGCCUCAGCCGAAGUUAUACUUACCGAUGGCAAGUUCUUGAAUGAACGUCACUGGAAGAAAUUCUGGGAGCUGCUAGGCAAGCCGGAAGAUUAUAUAGUGCCCGAUUGUGGUCACGCCGAUGAAGAUGAUCUCUUCGAAGCAAGUCUCAUAGAGACCAAUAAAAUCUAUGAAUUCCAAGACGACUCACUAGUGCCGAUGGAGAAGUACUGGGGUUGCAUACCGAAGGUUGACAUGCUCGAUCCCAAUAAGGUGAUCAUUUUUGAUUUCGGCAGUGAAAUGUAUGUGUGGAAUGGCAAGACAGCGUCGACGAAUGCCAAACGCGCCGCCAUUAAAUUGGCGCAAGAACAUUACGACACCGGCGAUGUGGACUACUCCAGCUGCUACGUGAAUCCCGUUAAUUACGCAACAAUUGUCGGCAAUCGCGAGUCAUAUAAAUUUCUGCGGCGUUGUGAGAAGCGCGGUGACUGGUGUAUUUUGGGUAAGAUCACACAAAAUAUGGAAACUUCACUGUUCAAGGAGAAAUUCUCCGACUGGCCCGAAGUGGAGCGUGAAGAUCUGGAGAAAGAUUAUCUUAUGAAUGGUGUGCACGCGGUAAAAGCGCUCGAUGGACGCGCGAUCUUCAAGGGUGAACCUUAUGUUGAGCCCAAUUUGGUGUUGGAAAACUCAAAUUUGGGGCGUGGCAACUUCUAUUACGACAAUGACAGCAUGCGUCACUUCGAUGUCAUCACAAAAUCCACCGACAAAUGGCAGAUACACGAAUUCAACUUCGACAACGCCAAAGCUAGCAGCUACGGACACUUUUACUCUACCGAGAGUUACAUCGUGCGUUGGGUAUAUCAGAUUUCGGUAACGGUGCGUGAGCUGAGUGGUAAAAUCUCCAAUCGCGCUACAGUCGGUCGCGAUCGUUGCGUCUACUUCUGCUGGCAGGGUAACGAUUCCAGCGCCAAUGAGAAAGGUGCUGCCGCGCUGCUUACCGUCGAGUUGGAUAAGGAGAAGGGCGCACAAAAGCGCGUGGCACAAGGCGAUGAGACGCCCGCCUUCAUAAGGCUCUUCAAAUUACUCUUCCAACACAAAGGCCGCAAGGAUGAUUGCCUGCAACGUCGCAACUCGUGGCGUCUCUAUCAAAUCACUGGCAAUGUGCCGGAGGAGACGCUUCUCAGUGAGGUGGACUGUCAUGCGCGUCAAUUGCGCUCACGCGCCUCCAUGUUGCUUGUACACGGCGAUAAGGGUGUGUUGUAUAUAUGGCACGGCUGCAAGAGCGCUAAGCAUACACGUGACUUGGCUGAACAGGCGGCUAACCACUUGAAGUCAGAAAAGCCGGAAGAUUUGUUUACCAACAGCGUGAGCGUAGUGCAAGUGGAGACCGUGGAGGAAGGCCAACGCGCAAGCGAAUUCGAAGCGGCAUUGACGGGCUACGAUAGCAACGCUUAUUAUAGCCUGCUCAAAGAGACUACCAAAGAUUACGCUUAUACAGCGCGUCUCUUCCACUACUCAAGCACGCAAGGCGUGUUUAGCGCCACGGAAUUGCAAUAUGCGCUACGUUGCCAGGACCUGCACAGUCCAUAUCCAUUUACGCAGGCGCAAUUGUACAGCGCACGUCAACCGACGAUCUUCAUGCUCGACGAUGGUGAUAUGCUGUGGCUGUGGAUGGGCUGGUGGCCGUUGGAGGAUCUCAAAAUAAGCACCGAAGAGCGCAGCAGUCCAACGAAUGAGAAUCGCGCCGGCGUGAAUCGUUGGAUAUCGGAGCGACGCGCUGCUUUAGAGACCGCUGUCUCAUACUGGUGCGCCAAAUUUGGUGAGAAUAACGAAAAAGACUUCCAUGACAUUAAGGGUUAUGUCGUAUGGGCUGGCUUAGAGCCAUUGGCCUUUAAAGCUCUCUUCCCCGAUUGGAUUGAACGUGAUGAUAUCAAAGAGAUAAACAUGCAGGAUGGUCGCACUGAUGAACCCAUCCCCAUCACUGAUGUCCUCAAACAACUAACACAAACUGAAUAUCCGCUUGCCAUAUUAAAGGAACGUCCACUGCCCGAAGGUGUUGACCCCACACGCUUGGAAUUGUAUUUGAAUGCAGUGGAUUUUCAGACGGCGCUCGGCAUGACCAGCGCUGAAUUCGAACAGAUGCCAUUAUGGAAGCAAACCAAUCUGAAGAAGGAGCGUGGCUUAUUUUAGUUUUAGUCUAAACAAAAACAACAAAACAAAAACUAAAAAAUAAUAUUUUGCUAUUUAAAUUAAAUAAGUGAAAAUUGCUUAAAGACUAGAAAUGCUAAAGUAUAGAGAGAAAACAAAAACAAGAAAAACGCUAAAAAAUUGAGAAUUAUAUUUUGUAAUACCAUAAGCAUACAUAUAUACAUAUGAUAUACUAUAUAUAUAUAUAUAUGAGAGUGCACGCGUACGCACAGCAGCACAUGAACACAAUCAUUUUUGAUAUAUGCAUAUAUGCAAUACAUACAACAACAACAAACUAAAACUAAAAUAUUUAAUAACUUUUUACAUAUUUUACAAGCUUACAAAAUAUAUAUAAAGAUAUACCUACAUAUAAAAAUGCGAGCGAUUGAUUCUAAUAUAUAUUAUAUACUACAUAUAUACUUAGGCCUCAUCUACAUACGAUACAUAUACAUGCAUAUACUAUAUACUCUUAAAUUAAAAUUAAAAAUAUUUAAAAGCAAAAAAUAUAACAAAAUAUAUAUAUAUUUAUAUAAAUGUUCUUAACACUCACACACGCAUACACACAUAUCUAGCAGGCCAUGCGCGGCUUUUUUUGAUAAAAUUUUACAAUUUGUAAAAAUUAAAAAAAAAAUAAUUUAAAGAAAAUUAUGAAAACAACAAAAAGUAAGCAAAAGCAACGCUGCGUGCGGUAAAUAAAGAAAAAAAAAAUAAAAAAAUAAACAUUAAUUGCUUGCAUAGAGGCAGCACCAGCGCACAAGCUACACACACAGCUAUUGAUUAAAAAUUAUAUUAUAUAUUUAAUAUACAACAAAUGCAAUUGAGCGCAAUAAAUUGUUUAAUUAAUU
Molecule: messenger RNA, 18191 nt
Organism: Zeugodacus cucurbitae (melon fly)
Lineage: Eukaryota; Metazoa; Arthropoda; Insecta; Diptera; Tephritidae
Gene: Svil
Product: supervillin
Exons: 21
Coding region: 1267-17349 (5360 amino acids)
Biological process (GO): actin polymerization or depolymerization; barbed-end actin filament capping; actin filament severing
Cellular component (GO): actin cytoskeleton; cytoplasm
Molecular function (GO): actin filament binding; phosphatidylinositol-4,5-bisphosphate binding
Source: RefSeq, a predicted model, not a curated record